Messenger RNA from Saccoglossus kowalevskii, 801 nucleotides. RefSeq lists its product as uncharacterized. Gene Ontology annotation, cellular component: cytosol. The record is from RefSeq and is a predicted model, not a curated record. Gene Ontology annotation, molecular function: NF-kappaB binding. Gene Ontology annotation, biological process: cellular response to tumor necrosis factor. Lineage: Eukaryota; Metazoa; Hemichordata; Enteropneusta; Harrimaniidae.
AUGGCAAUGUGCUCCACACUUCUCAAAUCUCUAAAUGAAGAUGGUUACCAUGGCGAUAUUGAAGGUGAUUCAGCCAGUCCUGACUGGGAAGUUGCAUCAGUUUUGUUCCCAGACGGGAGAUUGAAGUCACCGACGCCAUCUUUGAAAAGAGUUUGUAGCAGUACGUCAUCUUCCUCUAAAUCUUCUUAUUCUCCAUUAAAACAACCAACCACGUUUACAAACAAACAAAGAGGAAACAAACAGACGAUAACUCCAUGUCUUUUCCAAGAGCUCACUCCUCAUGAAUUAGCAGCACAAGGCGAGUUAACAUUCCUCAGUGAUCGAAUCCUGGCUGGCGUAAAUGUCAAUAUUCAAGACGAAAAUGGACAUACGCCACUGAUGUGGGCAUGCGCACAGAACCAAACAUCGGUUGUGGAAUUUUUAUUGGAAAAAGGUGCCGAUGCAUCUAUUGAGAGUGUGGAAAAAGAAACUGCACUGGCGUUUGCAUGUAGCCAGGGAAACGUUGAGAUUGUGAAGUUAUUGCUGCAGUCGGGUGUCGAUGUUAAUUCGUAUGAUAUGAACGGAGGUACUCCAUUGCUGUAUGCUGUGUACAACAACCACCCAAAGUGUGUUCAUUUCUUACUGAGAUCUGGAGCUGACUUAACGGAUGAAACCGAGACAGGAUGCUCACCGCUUAAUGUAGCAAUGCUGUUAGGACAUCAGACUGGUAAGUUGGUGAUAUUUAAUUCCUGUUACACAUUCAUGUACCGUGGUAGUUGUUAUUACCCUGCUGCACAUGGAUUUGCUGGAACGGAGGCUUAA